Molecule: messenger RNA, 5253 nt
Organism: Ylistrum balloti
Lineage: Eukaryota; Metazoa; Mollusca; Bivalvia; Pectinida; Pectinidae
Product: phospholipid-transporting ATPase ABCA3-like
Exons: 19
Coding region: 1-5253 (1750 amino acids)
Biological process (GO): transmembrane transport; lipid transport
Cellular component (GO): intracellular membrane-bounded organelle; membrane
Molecular function (GO): ATP hydrolysis activity; ATP binding; lipid carrier activity
Source: RefSeq, a predicted model, not a curated record
AUGGGAAAUUUCACAAAAUUUCUGCUUUUGCUAUGGAAAAAUUAUGUCUUACAAAAGAGGAAGAAGAUAGUAACUAUUCUGGAAAUAGGAAUUCCCACUGUGUUCUCUUUGAUCCUGAUAUUUGUACGCCUCCGAGUUGAUGGUCAGCCAGUCCCAAAUGCUGUUAUUUGGGAAGAAUGUACAGAAUUUAAGAACUUCAACUUCAUGAAAUUACCACACAAGGUAGCUUAUUCCCCAAACAACAAUGUGACACAUGCAAUCAUCCAGAGAGCCAAGAAAUUCCUUCCUAAAUUAGAUUGGGAUCAUGGGUUCAAGACGGAGGCAGAAAUGGUGGACUUUGUACAAUUGGUCAACAGCACUGGUAACAAAACUUAUGUUAACAACACUCGAGACUACCUGGGAGGUAUUGCCUUCACUAAUUCAUUCCCUUCUGGAGCGCUACCUCCGCAUAUUCAAUAUAAAAUACGUCUUGACUCAGUACCAAGACUGGCACACUCAAAAUUUCGUCUCAACCCAUUCAAGAUGGACACCAGUUGGUACACUCAGUUUAUGUUUCCUGUCUAUCAACGAGUGGGACCCCGAGAAAUUAGUGAUAAAUGUGGAGGAUCACCAGGUUAUGUCCGAGAAGGAUUUACAGCACUCCAAACAGCUAUAAACAAGGCAGUGAUAGACCUCCAGGGAAGUUUGAAUAACAGGAGUCAUUCCAGUGGACAUGUGGAGCUGGGUCUGCAACGUCACCCCUACCCACCAUACAAUGAUGACUACUUUGUCCUUGUCAUACAGCAACAGUUUCCACUUGUCAUCAUGCUGAGCUUUGUACUUGUAGCUCUUAACAUUGUCAAGGAUAUAGUGCAUGAAAAGGAAAAGAAGCUCAAGGAGUCAAUGAAGAUGAUGGGUGUGAGUAACUGGCUACACUGGUCUGCAUGGUUCACCAAAUACUUCCUGUUUUUAUUGGUUACCGUGUCCAUCAUGACUGCAUUCUUUUGUGUAAAGACCUACAAGGGACGAGUGAUUGGACUAACAGCUCCCUCGCUGCUCUUUGUAUUUCUUAUGCUUUAUGCCAUAGCAACAAUAUCAUUCUGCUUCGCUAUUAGUGUCUUCUUUAAGAAAGCAAAUUCUGGAGCUGCAGCAGGUGGCAUCCUUUUCUUCAUCUCCUACAUACCCUACUUUUUUCUGGAGCCCCGCUACAACACAUUUACCUGGGGGCAGAAGAUAGCUGCAUGUUCUGUAUCCAACAUAGCAAUGGCAUAUGGAGGAACAGUUAUUGGCAUGUUUGAAGGCACAGGAACUGGUGUACAGUGGAACAACUUCACCAAGGGAGCAUCUGUAGAUGAUGACUUUGCAAUGUCCCACAUAAUGAUCAUGCUGGUGAUUGACACGGUCGUAUACAGCUUCAUUACCUGGUAUGUGGAGGCUGUGUUUCCUGGCGAGUACGGUGUGCCACAGCCCUGGUACUUUUUUAUAACUAGAACUUACUGGUGUGGUACAUCGGCAGUAGAGGAUAUUCCUGAUGACAAGAGAAUUUGUAUUGGCCAGGAUCCAGAGUUUUUUGAGCCUGAUCCCCAGGGUAUACCGGCAGGGAUACGGAUACGAAAUCUUAGAAAGGAGUUUGGUAAGGAUGAGAAGAGGAAUAUUGCUGUUGCUGGGAUGUCCCUGGACAUGUAUGAUGGGCAGAUUACUGUACUACUGGGGCACAAUGGAGCUGGCAAAACUACCACUAUGUCUAUGUUAACAGGUUUCCUACCCCCUACUGGUGGCACAGCUUAUGUUAAUGGCUUUGACAUACGAGAAGACAUAGCCAGUGUCAGGAAUAGUCUUGGACUUUGUCCCCAGCAUGACAUUCUCUUUGACACCAUGACAGUGCAGGAACAUCUAUGGUUCUUUGCUAAGCUGAAGGGCUGUAAUUCAAAUGAAGUGACCAAUGCGGUAGAUGAAAUGAUUGAGAGCAUCAGGCUUGAGAACAAGAGACAUGCGAGGAGCAGCCGGCUGUCUGGGGGAAUGAAACGCAAACUUUCUGUCGGCAUAGCACUCAUAGCAGGUUCAAAGAUUGUGAUUCUUGAUGAACCGUCAUCAGGGUUGGACCCAGAUGCCCGACGACAAAUUUGGACAGUUCUACAAAACCACAGAGCUGGGAGGACAAUACUUCUAACCACCCACUUCAUGGAUGAGGCAGACGUUCUAGGGGACAGGAUUGCCAUCAUGGCUGAUGGAGUUGUCAAGUGUUGUGGAAGUUCUCUGUUCCUCAAAACCAAAUAUGGGGCUGGGUACCACAUGGUGAUAGUAAAACAGCCAAACUGUCAUGUGGAUAAUAUAUCCAAGCUGAUCAGGACAUAUGUACCAGCAGCUGAACUGGAAAGUAACAUUGCAGCAGAACUGUCCUACAUUCUUCAACAGGAAAGUUCCAGCAGGUUCUCAGACAUGUUCAAGGAUCUGGAAGCUAAGAAAAAGGAUCUUGGUAUUGCAAGCUAUGGAGCAUCUGUCACUACGAUGGAGGAAGUUUUUCUCAGAGUUGGGGAGAGUAAUAACAGGUCCUUGACAGAUAGACUGAAAGGAAAGCCGAUAGUAAACCACCCAGAGAAUGGAUUCAGUUUGGAUGCAUCAACAUCAUUCAGACGGAGUAGCCAUAGCCUAGAUUUUAAUAUCAAGUACAAUGUGAAUGGUAUGCUGACAUUGCAACAGUUUUGGGCCAUGUUUGUGAAGCGAGCUCUCCACACAUUCCGUAACAAGCUGGUGACAAUAAGCCAGCUAGUGGUACCUCUCUUCUUUACCCUCAUGGCUCUGAUUGUGGUGAAGACUUUUCCUGGUCCUGAAGACCUUCCUCCACUCACCCUCACACCAGACAGAUUUGGAGCCAACAACAUUGUGUAUAGAAGCAGCCCAGGAAACAUUAGUGACAACCUCAGCUAUUUCUACAGCAGUCAGUUUGAUCAAAGUGAUACAGAAACUGUGAUUUCUGUGGAUGAUCAGCAGGGAUACAAUGCUACUUCUGACAUUAUGAAAUUCCUGGUGGACACGGGAGAAAAAAGCAUUGGACUGUACAACCUACAUUAUAUGGUGGCGGCCGACUUCCAGCAGAUAUCUGAGACAGAUAAGGUCAAGGCUACUGCUUACUUCAAUGACCAAUCAUAUCACUCCUCAGUGAUAUCAUUAGCAACACUUAGCAAUGCGAUUGUCCAGUAUGUCACUAACAGCUCUGGCUUCUCAAUCACUACAGUGAAUCACCCCCUCCCUCGUACCACAGCACAAAAAGUCAAACAGCAGAUAACUCAGGGAACCACUGGCUUCAUGGUCGCCUUUAAUGUUGUGUUUGGAAUGUCUUUCUUAGCCAGUAGUUUUGUUGUUUUCAUUAUUAGAGAGCGUGCCACCAAGUCCAAACACAUCCAGUUUGUCAGUGGCGUAGACUCCCUCAACUUCUGGGCAUCAACAUUUUGCUGGGAUAUAAUUAACUACAUGGUGCCCAGUCUGUGCAUUCUAGUGACAUUUUGGGCAUUUGAUAUAGAGGCUUUUGUAGUGGAUGCCCACAUCGCUCACAUUCUGCUGAUGUUCCUGCUAUAUGGCUGUGCAAUGUUGCCCUUCAUGUAUCUUUUGUCCUUCUUAUUCUCCCAGCCUGCCACUGGCUAUGUCUGGAUCACCAUGUUCAACAUUAUUGCAGGUGUGGCUACACUGUUAGCAGUGGGUAUCCUGGCAAUUCCCCAGCUUAACCUGGAGGAUCUGUCACAUGCCCUUGAGUGGGUGUUUCUGGUACUGCUACCCAACUACUGUCUGGCUCAGGGGCUGUCUGACUACUACGCUAACCAUGAAUACCUCAACAUCUGUCCUAACAUCACAAUCUACUGUCCAAUCUUCCCUAACCCCUGUUGUGGAGCAACAACAGGUAGCUGUGGGCCCAGUGGGUGUAUUUACUACCGAGAGAACUACCUGAGCUGGUACCAGGGUGGAAUUGGCCGUAUGUUAGUGUUCAUGGGCAUUCAAUGUGUGGUAUACUUCAGUAUUAUCCUACUUCUAGAGUCACGACUAUUCCUUCGUUUUCUCUACCUCAUUGGUCACCGUGAUCACAAACAUGACCACCUCACAGAGAGGAGUAGAACUGAAAGUGAGACAACACCACUCCUUAUACAACAAGCUACAGCCCCUCAUACACAUCGGUACACAGACAGUUCAUUGGUCCAAGAAGACACCGAUGUAGCCACUGAACGAGCACGACUGGCUAACACUGACAUAGAACAGCUAUGCUGGGAAAACUCUCUAGUGAUGAAAGAGCUUACUAAAUACUAUGGGAGCAAGCUCGCUGUUGAUCGCAUUAGUGUUGGAAUCCCUCAGGGCGAGUGUUUUGGACUUCUGGGUAUUAAUGGGGCAGGAAAAACAACAACCUUCAAAACUUUGACUGGGGAUGAGAUAAUGACGUCAGGGGAGGCCUUUCUGAGAGGGUACAGCAUAAAGAGUGACAUCACAAAGGUGAGACAAAACCUGGGAUACUGUCCACAGUAUGAUGCUCUGAUUGACCAAUUGACUGGUAAGGAGACGCUAUAUAUGUUUGCCCGUUUAAGAGGUGUGCAGGAAUCACAGAUUUCUGAUAUUGUCAACAGCCUCCUGGAUGUGCUACUUCUCUCACCACAUGCUGAUAAGCUUGUAAAAGCAUACAGUGGUGGCAACAAAAGGAAGCUGAGUACAGCAAUAGCACUGGUUGGUAACCCACAAGUGAUAUUUCUUGAUGAGCCUACAACAGGAAUGGACCCAUUAGCCAGACGUUACCUCUGGGACACACUCUCAAGUGUACGGGAAUCUGGAAGGACACUUAUACUUACAUCACACAGUAUGGAGGAGUGUGAAGCCUUGUGUACCAGACUGGCCAUCAUGGUGAAUGGUCAGUUUAAAUGUCUUGGCAGUACCCAGCACUUGAAGCACAGGUUUGGUGAGGGUUACACACUCCUGGCAAGGGUAGGGUAUACACCAGAGGGAGAACUAGCACCUGUACGCCCACUCAUGACCUAUAUUGAGAAGAACUUCCCUGGUUAUGAACUCAAAGACAUUCACCAGGGCUCACUACAUUACCACAUUAAUAACCGUGAACUCUCCUGGGCAGACAUCUUCGGACUUAUGGAGUCAGCAAAGAUUCCUUACAACAUUGAGGAUUAUUGUGUCAGUCAGACAACCUUAGAGCAGGUAUUCAUAAAUUUUGCAAGGUCACAGCUUCCUCCUCAGGAGGAACAGGAAGGUCUAUGUCAAAGGAUUUGUUGCGGGUCCUGUUGUUGA